This is a messenger RNA of Durusdinium trenchii, 1870 nucleotides long. Lineage: Eukaryota; Dinophyceae; Suessiales; Symbiodiniaceae. The record is from the annotation of a GenBank genome assembly.
GCAUCUCAUUCUUCUGGAUUGCUUCCCGCCUGCCUGCUGGGUGGGAGUAUGUCCUGUGCAACGAUCACUCCAAAUCGAGACCAGGUCGUGGACAACAGUGGGUUGCAUGCGCUGAUGGCACACCUGCUUGCCAUUCGCAGCCAGCUGGAUGCAGUUCUGGCUUCGCAGAACCACGUGCAGGAGGCGGUGUCAGUCUUGAAGGACAACUCGCUCGCGCUUGGGCGAGGUCGAGCAACACUGCAUGGCUCAUUGGACGGACCCCCAAGAGGCGCAAUAUCUGCUCGUCCACCUGCAGACAGCAUGGACGAGGAUGCAGAUUCCGUGCAAUACGAGCAGGUUCAAUACAACCUCGACCAAGAACUGAAGAAGGUGGAAGCAAAAUAUGUGGAGACCGUCGAUGCGAACCUCGAGUUCAUUCCACACAAGAGCUACAAGGAUGAGCUUACGGAUUUGAUGCUGAAAGCUGAAUACGAGGAGAACACAGGAUUCAAAUACCGGCAUAUGACCUGGCGGGAGAAAGUGAAGACCAUGACUGCCUCCCAGAAAGGGGCGCUCAUUGAUGCCUUGACCGGUGCCUUGGUCAUUGCCAACACAGUAGUCAUUGGUCUCAGCGCAGAUGAUGUUGGCUGGGUAGGCUGGCAAUGGCUGGACGUAUGCUUCACAUUGGGCUUUUUGAGUGAGAUGAUUGCAAAGAUGAUCAUCCAGGGCUUCUUCGUCUACUUCAGAGAUCAAUGGCACUGGCUAGAUUGUGGGCUGGUCUUCUUUGAUCUUGUUCAAACUGUCAUGUGGAUUGCAUCCGUGGACACAGCAAGUGAUGCCUUUGCGCUCGCACGGGUGGUCAGGGUGGCGCGGCUCAGUCGCAUUUGUCGCGUCCUCCGGGUCUCCUUCUCACAGAACUUGGUGCGAAUGACUAGCGCCAUUGCAGGUUCUUUAACCACGAUCCUGUGGGGCUCAAUACUGUUGAUCCUCACGGUCUAUGUGAUGGCCAUAGUCUUCCGAGAGACCGUCGGCAGAAGUGACCUGCAGUACGAGACAACCGGAAAGUACUUUGACUCAGUGCCCAGAUCUACUCUAACACUUUUCCGCUGUGCUUUUGGAGAAUGUACAACCAAUACGGGGUAUCCUAUUUUUGAAUACAUCAAUGAUUUCCACGGAGUCGGACUUGUUGCGGCUUGGGGAUGCUUUAUCAGUUUCGUCAUACUAGGCCUCUUCAAUGUCAUCACCUCGAUUUUCAUAGAAAAGAUGAUGGUGGCUGCGCACAAAGAGGAGAAGACAGAACAGUCAAAGCGAUUAAUGGAUGAAUCUCUUUGGGCCACACGGAUCGCAAAGCUCCUCCGUGUGGUCUGGCGACUUGUUGAUCCCCAAUGGGAUGGCGAGCUCUCUGAGGAUGUUGAAAGCCUGUUAGAAGUUUCACUCUCUCCAAAGGAGUUCCAUGCACUCGUGAAGGACGAGUAUGCAGCGAAGGCCCUCGAUGAACUCGAUGUUAGUCGGGAGGACCAUGGCUUCCUUUGCACAAUCCUGGAUCCUGAGAACCGCAAGGCUGUGAGUGUUCGUGAAAUUGUACAAGGUAUUCAAAGAAUUCGUGGUGAACCUCGCAGAAGCGACAUUGUCGCAGUUGGUCUCGUGGUCCGAUCCAUAAAGACCCAAAUGGGUGUGCUUGCAACAGAGCUUCGAGAACUGAAGGAAUGUUCCAGGGACAACUUGAAGCUACUGACCUCCUUGGCCAAGGGAGAGGUUUCGCGGUACAAGUGUGCUCAGAAGCAGAACAGCUAAUGAACCAGCCGUGCCGAAGGCAUUUACUGAAUAAUGACAGCAAAUAGAAUUGCUUGUUCGCAAUUCUUUUAAAAUAUUAUAUAACUUGAUUUGAUAU